Messenger RNA from Carassius carassius (crucian carp), 866 nucleotides. RefSeq lists its product as uncharacterized. The transcript has 3 exons. Lineage: Eukaryota; Metazoa; Chordata; Actinopteri; Cypriniformes; Cyprinidae. The record is from RefSeq and is a predicted model, not a curated record. Bases 21 to 737 code for a protein of 238 amino acids.
CCUACUUUUUCCUGGAGAAGAUGAGGAUGAAGAAAUCAGUGUUGAUCAGUCAAAAUAUAAUGCAAAGAAAAGAAAAGAAGAACUUCCUAGAGCUCCGAAGAUCUUUCACUCAUUUUCUUCUGACUCCCAAAGGAUGCAGAAGACUGGAUCUACUCAGAAGUCUGUGUUUGCCAAAUCUAAGCCAACAAAAUUUUUACCAAAUAUCCCUCCUAAUUCCCAAAGUCAUCACACUUCUAAUGUACCUAAGAGGACCCACACACAUUCUGACCAGUCUCGAAGGAACCAUGCAACUGCUGAUCCACCUGAGAGGAGCCGCAUUAACCCUGACCCGCUUCAGAGAAGCCGCACUUCUAACCAGCUUCAGAGAUUCCACACAAGCUGUACUUCUCCCAACUUGUCUGACAAUGAUUGCACUCCACCUGACCUGCUUCAGAGAUGCCAUGCUUCCCCUGAUUCACGACCAAGAAAUAGUGCAACUGCUGAGCCGUUUGAGAAGGUCCAGACUACCUCUGAUCCACUUCGAAGUGGCCACAAAACUUCAGACUCAGUUCAGAGAGGCCACAAUUCCCCUGAUCCGCUUCAGAGAAGCCACACAACUGCUGAGCCGUUUCAGAAAGUCCACACUUCCCCUGACCUGCUUCAAAGAAACCAUGCAAAUGCUGACCCGUUACAAAGAAGCAACACUUCCCCUGACCUGCUUCAGAGAAGCUGUAUUUCUCCUGACUUGUUUGAGAUAGAUUAUACUCUCCCUGACCCUUUUCAGAGAAGUCACUCUCCCCCUGACCCACUGCAAAGAAGCUGCACUUCCCCUGAUCGGCGUCCGAGAGGGAUUGUUUAUCACCAGCCACAAGGACUAUUAAGACACC